Molecule: messenger RNA, 764 nt
Organism: Sabethes cyaneus
Lineage: Eukaryota; Metazoa; Arthropoda; Insecta; Diptera; Culicidae
Product: transmembrane protein 242
Exons: 3
Coding region: 126-593 (155 amino acids)
Source: RefSeq, a predicted model, not a curated record
UAUGUAAACGACAGGACUGUCAGUAAAUCUCGGAGUAAAUGAACGUUUUUUGUUUUGUCUCGAGGACGAAAACUGGUAGGACCUAAUAAUAGUUCAUUAUUCCUCCAGAACAUAGGAACAAAUAGAUGGAAAACACGAUUAGAAAUCCUGCAGAACCAAAGCCUGCUCUCCAGCAAACAGAACAUUCUGAUGAAGAACGUAAAUAUCGAUAUAGAGCCGCUGCAUUCCUCGCCGGAGUUGCCGGUAUUUCGGCGGUGGUCGGUUUCAGUAAAACAGUAAUGACCGCCAAAAAAUCCGAUCCACAAUUUUUCGAAAAAGGUGUUCAAGGAACGAUUGCUAUGCGCGAAACGGGCGCCGGUCUAGCGCUAAGGGCACUUGGUUGGGGCACGCUGUACGCCUUCGUGGGCACUGGCGCCAUUUGCUAUGGCAUCUGGAAGCUGUCGGGAGCUACAAAUAUGAGAGAAUUUAGAGAUUCAGUCGGACAAUUAUUACCGAGAAUACCCAAAAAUGACCCACCAAGAAGUAGAACGGAAUUCGAUGGUCUUACCGAUCUUAUGAAAUAUUUGUCUACGUGGGGUAAAGAAGAAAAAUAGAUUUAGCAAAUAUGAAGUAACAUUAGAUAUAUUCAAAUACUUUUAUUUAUAAAUAAAAACUAAGCUGAAAUAAUUGUUUGACUGCAAUUAACACAGUUUAACAUGAUACACUUUGAAGUACGCAACGGAAGGAACGCAAAUUUUUCAUAUUAUUUGAAUAAAUCGAAUCCA